This is a messenger RNA of Beauveria bassiana ARSEF 2860, 1230 nucleotides long. RefSeq names its product putative cell wall glycoprotein. Gene Ontology annotation, molecular function: structural constituent of cell wall. Lineage: Eukaryota; Fungi; Ascomycota; Sordariomycetes; Hypocreales; Cordycipitaceae. The transcript is spliced from 2 exons. Gene Ontology annotation, cellular component: fungal-type cell wall. The coding region runs from base 1 to 1230 and encodes 409 amino acids. The record is from RefSeq and is a predicted model, not a curated record. Gene Ontology annotation, biological process: fungal-type cell wall organization.
AUGCAGUCGCUCAUUCUGGCUGCCUCCGUGGCCGGCCUGUCGGCCUAUGCCCUUCCGUCCAACGCCACCGUGACGGCCUCGCCCAAUAUCGUGUACACCACGGAAGUUGUCACGGCUCUCACCACCUACUGCCCUGCCUCGACCACCCUCACCUUCAACUCCAAGACGUACACAGUCACCUCGGCGACCACGCUGACCAUCACCGACUGCCCUUGCACCGUUCACAAGCCCGUCCCCACCGGACACGCUCAGGAUGAGUGUGCCAAGAAGUGCUCCAAUGCUCUGUUCGAGUGCAAGGCCAAGCCUGAUGCCAACCAGUCUUCUUGCGUGUCCGAGUACAACAGCUGCCUAGGUUUCCAGGCCAUUGGCGGCGGCAAGGCUGAUUACUAUCCCUCUGCCUGCUCCAAGGGCGACAACCCUCCCGCUCCUACCGGCACCGGCCAUAACCAGGAUGAGUGCGCCAAGAAGUGCUCCGAUGCUCUGUUCGAGUGCAAGGCCAAGCCUGAUGCCAACCAGUCUUCUUGCGUGUCCGAGUACAACAGCUGUCUCGGCUUCCAGGCCAUCGGUGGCGGCAAGGCUGACUACUAUCCCUCCGCCUGCUCCAAGGAGGGUACCAACCCUCCGGCCCCUACGGUACCGGCCACGCCCAGGAUGACCGAUGCCAACCAGUCUACCUGCGUCUCCAACUACAACAGCUGUCUCGGCUUCCAGGCCAUCGGUGGUGGCAAGGCCGACUACUACCCCGCCGCUUGCUCCAAGGAGGGUAACACUCCCGCUCCCACCGGCACCCCCGGUCAAGGCCAAGGUCAGACCCCUCCUUCCGGUCAGGGCCAGACUCCUCCUUCCGGUCAGGGUCAGACUCCUCCUUCCGAUCAGGGUCAGACUCCUCCUUCCGAUCAGGGCCAGACUCCUCCUUCCGGUCAGGGCCAGACUCCUCCCGCUGGUCAGGGUCAGGGUCAGGAUGAGUGUGCCAAGAAGUGCGUUGCUGCUCUGGGCGACUGCAAGGCUCAGCCUGGUGCCAACCAGUCCUUCUGUGUUUCUUCCUACAACAACUGCCUCGGCUACGAGGCUAUUGGCGGUGGAAAGGCCGACUACUCCCCCUCGGCCUGCGCGCCCAAGGCCACCGGCACCGGUGCCACGGCUGUUCCCACUGUCCCCGUGACUGUUGGUGCUGCCGGCAUUGUCCGCCCCGUCAGCCUGUUCGUCCUUGGCGCCGUGCUGCUUCUGUAA